AAAAGAUAUGGUGACGUGGCCCACGUAGGUUUGAAAACAAUGACGUCCGUCGCUGCAGAAUUCUUUCGUCCGGCAAAUGACGAUGGAAAAGAACGAAACGACGGUUGAUGUUUCUUUCAACAAGCCCUUUAGCUUAGAAGAGGACCUCAUCCGCAUUCCUCUGGCUAUCUAGCUAGCUAGCUACGGGAUCAAGCCAACAACAAGUAGAUGGUCAUGUUUGCAGGCAUCAAUUGGUUCCCGGCUGGCAUCGGCAACACCUCGUUUGGGAGCUCUUGGGAUGGCGAAGAAGAAGAUUUCGAUGAAGAGAAACCAUUCCGCAUUGACGCUGAACUGCAGUAUGGAUCCUUCCCCUCGGACAUUACCGUGGGAUCCCUGCAGCGAACACAGAGCGUAUGUUCCCUCAGCACGAUGCUUCCUGGAGAUCAAGUACGCUACAUUCGAUUUCAAGUCGUCAUUUGGCACAUUGGACCCAUUGAUGCCGUCAAUGGCAAAGUCGACAUGCGAUUCCGCGUCACUAUUUUCUGGAAUCGACCCGACAACGAUAUAGACGACAAGGAAAUUGGUUAUGGCAUGACCAAUCCCAACAACAAAAAGGUGUGGGCCAUGUACGGACGACAACGCGCCUACGAACGGGUCUUGAAAGAUGUCCCGGAAGGAAGCCGCAUCGUCUACGUCCCACCCGUAUCCAUUCUCAAUGCCGUCGACUUUGAAAUACUAGGAGAACCCGAAGUAUGCUGUGUCAAUGCAUCCAAGGGUCUCAUGAAAUGGUCUUGUCUAUACAAGGCAUCCCUCGCGCAAGAACAUUUGCAUGUCGCCAAUUUCCCACACGACAGUCAUGACCUCAUCCUGCGACUCGGUGUCCUCAAACAUCGACAAAAUAGAAAACGAUGGGAUCGACGACGAUGGAAACUGGCACUGGCAUCAGCCGAAGAUACACAAGAUACAAUCCGCAUCCCACAUGGACUCGUCGUCGAUCACGUGCGUGUGCCAGGAUUUGCACACAACAAGAAAAUACUACAAUUCAACGUGGUCCCCAUGGAAUUUGGGGGUGAAACGGAAGAUAUACAGCCCGAUCAAUGCUUACAGGUCAAGUUGAGAGUAUCACGGGAUAGCUCCUACUAUGACCGAAAUAUCAUUCCCCUGCUAGCGGCACUGAAUGUGGUGGCCAUUAGUACCAUUGCACUGACGGCAGAAAAAUUUGGAAGUCGCGGGGAAAUGCAAUUGGCAAUCAGCUUUGUCGAAAUUGGAGUCCGCAUGACAUUGGAUUCCAGGCUUCCCAUUGUGGGAUAUCAAAUCAAAAUGCAACGCGUCUUGAACAACUUCUUUUAUGGGCUCUUAUUCCUCACACUCGAGAGCUCCUUCAACUAUAUACUCUACGAAUACCGCUCCUCCUACACCAAAACUGUGGAUCAAAUCACCGCUAUUCUGUCACUCCUUCAUUUGAUUCUGAUACUUUGCUACUACAAGAAACACAGAGAUCCACCGUGAUGAUGAUGACAAUAUAUUAAUCAUUGCCAAAAGAAUGAAUGGAACAACAUUUUGAAAAAUUGACAAUUCACAGCUAGCUACUGCAAGCUACAGCAAGCCAUAGAUAUGAAAUUUAGACUAAUGCAUAAGACAUUUUUGUACCACCCA
Molecule: messenger RNA, 1635 nt
Organism: Seminavis robusta
Lineage: Eukaryota; Bacillariophyta; Bacillariophyceae; Naviculales; Naviculaceae
Source: the annotation of a GenBank genome assembly